AUGAAAAUCACUUUUCUCUCCCUCCUCUUUUCUACCACUUCCGGCCUUUCAUGGCUCGGCCUUCACAGAUAUUCAAACGAAGAAAUGAACCUCUGCGAAUUCGAAGGCCUCACUCGGCCUCAAAAGAGACUCUGCCAGAAGUACCCGCAGUUCCAGCCAGCACUCAAAGCCGCUUCCCUUUCUACCAUCAACUUGUGCAAAUCGACAAUGAAAGGCCACCUCUGGGGCUGUCAAGGCGCCGACAAACUGCCCGCCGUGGGUCCUGAACUUUCUCAAGCAACAAGCGAAAGCGCAUUCGUCCACGCCCUUGGAGCAGGUCAACUUCUCGCCGCGCUCAAGAAAAUCUGCCGCAGCGGAGCCACUGGAAGUUGCGACGAAGCUGAGCUGAGGAUGUUUGCGAUUCAAUUCACCGACGUUUUGGCAAUGUCCCGCCGCGCCAAAGGCCAGAAAACCGUCGAGCUCCACAACAACGAUGUCGGCCGUACCACUGCGGAUCGCCACAGCCGUCUGGUCUGCAAGUGCCAUGGUCAAUCCGGAAGCUGCACCCAGAAAACCUGCUGGAGAGGAAGCCCUGAUCCCGAGAAAGUAGCUACCGAGCUCAGCGCAAAAUACGAAUCCGCCGCGAAAGUCCGCGCUCAGGACGAACUGCCAGCGAUCUUCAGACAGUACGUCGUUCGCGAUCGACUUCUUUACAUCAAAAACUCCAUCAAUCACUGUGAAACCACUCAUGGACGAGAAUGCAAUCCUGAAUCAACCGAAAAGAACAGCUGCGAUCGACUUUGCUGUGGCCGCGGCAAUAUCCAGCGAGUUCUCAGAGAACCCCGCCGCGAGUGCAAAAUGGAAACGAUCAAGGUUGAUGGAUCUCUUUGGCCCGCCGGAAUCAAGUGCAAUACUGUUUACGAUGAAACUACUUCUUUUAUCUGUCGUUAA
Oikopleura dioica is the source of this 930-nucleotide messenger RNA. The record is from the annotation of a GenBank genome assembly. NCBI's taxonomy places the organism in Eukaryota, Metazoa, Chordata, Appendicularia, Copelata, Oikopleuridae.